AUGGGGGACGACGCNCCUGUCUCUUAUACACAUCUCAGACACCCCCACGUCGUAAGCGGGGUGCGGAAGUAUCGUUGGGUCGUCGGCCCCCUCGCCGAGCGGUACGGCGUUGGUAGUGGAACAGACUUGCGGGAAAAAUGGGAACGUACCCAAAAAUGAGAAUGGGCGUUUGUUUUUAGAAAGCAAACCACGCCUUUGCAACUCCCCCCAUAAAAGUUGACAGUGCUGUAGGUCUUUACAGCAGCUUUCGAAUGAGCUGUUGCUCAAGCUGUAUGUCCUCGGCAUCGCCGAGGUAGCCAGCAUCGCGAGCAAUCAGGUCGAAACCAGCACGAAUCGCUUUUUGCGCCCAUGAG
Ectocarpus sp. CCAP 1310/34 is the source of this 353-nucleotide messenger RNA. The record is from the annotation of a GenBank genome assembly. NCBI's taxonomy places the organism in Eukaryota, Phaeophyceae, Ectocarpales, Ectocarpaceae.